Molecule: messenger RNA, 2438 nt
Organism: Lepisosteus oculatus (spotted gar)
Lineage: Eukaryota; Metazoa; Chordata; Actinopteri; Semionotiformes; Lepisosteidae
Gene: rp2
Product: RP2 activator of ARL3 GTPase
Biological process (GO): post-Golgi vesicle-mediated transport
Cellular component (GO): cilium; periciliary membrane compartment
Molecular function (GO): GTPase activator activity
Source: RefSeq, a predicted model, not a curated record
GCUGUUCCAGGCGGAAAGGGAGCAGAGCAAGGGGGGAGAAAGGGAGUUGCGAACGUAGUGAGAGCAACUAUCGACAGGCAGGUGGAGCGCAGCCUUGUCUAUUUGUUUACCUUCCCUCCUUAUCAUAAUACCCUCAAAGAAAGUGACGAAGGGACCUCCAACAUGGGCUGCUUUCAUUCGAAGAAAUCCAAAAGGAAAUCCGAAAAGGAGUCAUCUACGACCACGGCGAGCAUACCCAACGCCGAAGAGACGCCGAAACAGUACAGCUGGGACAAACGCGAGAAGGUCGAUCCCAAGGACUACACGCUGGCCGGUCUCAGGGACGACACAGCAGGGCGCCUCCCCGGCAAGCUGAACGGCCAGCAGUUUGUGAUCCAGGACUGCGAGAACUGCAACAUCUAUAUCUUCGACCACUCCGCCACCGUCACCAUCGACGACUGCACAAACUGCAGGAUAGUGCUGGGGCCGGUCAAGGGCAGCGUGUUCUUCCGGAACUGCCGGGACUGCAAGUGCGUGGUGGCCUGCCAGCAGUUCCGCACCCGGGACUGCAAGAAGAUGGAUGUCUUCCUGUGCUGCGCCACCCAGCCCAUCAUCGAGUCCUCCACCGGCAUGAAGUUCGGCUGCUUCCAGUACUACUACCCGGAGCUCGCCUUCCACUUCAAGGACGCCGGCCUGAGCAUCUUCAACAACAACUGGAGCACCGUCCACGACUUCACGCCCGUCGCCGGGGAGACCAACUGGGGCCUGCUGCCCGAGGACGCGGGCGUGGAGGCCUACGUGCCGGCGCCCGACACCGACGAGUUCAAGUCCGUCAGGGUGGCCGCCUCCGCCGGCCGGAGCAUCGUGCCCGUCACCCGCGGCCAGCGGCGCAAGGGCAGCGAGGAGUCCUGCCUCUUCGUGUUUUUCGCGGGCGAUUACACGACGGCCAACGCCCGGAAGCUCAUCGACGAGGCAGUAGGGAAAGGCUUUGCACUGAUUCAAACGAAGGAAGUCUCAAUGCGCCCAGAGGAUGCCAGCAGAGUUUUUCAGCAGAAUGCGGAAGAGUUCAGUGAACUUAUAACAAAAGGCCCUGUGGUGGCGCUGGAGUUCAAUGGAGAAGGUGUUGUGGAGGCAUGUCGCCAGGUUGCAAAUGAAGUCUUCAGUGGCACCAAGGUGUUCGUUUCUGAAAGCAAGAACUCGUCUUCAAGAGAUGUAGACAAUUUCUUCAACUUUGCAGACAUGCAGAUGGGAAUGUGAAGACUACGAAUCAUUGCAGGCCUCGGGUGUAUUUUUUUUUUUUAAAGUAUCACCUUUUCUAAAACUGGCAGUAUUGUGGUUUUAAUCAGUCUGCGACCAUGUAAAAUUUUCUAGGUUGGUGACAGAUUUUUAUUCGGAAAUAACCAAAGCCGCACAUAUUAUAACAAUGUAGAUUAACAUUAGCUCUUCUUAAAGAGUUAACAUUCUAUUAUUGACAUCUGUAUGUGCAGUAAUAUUGACAUGUCUGUUUUGUCUAGCCCUUUCUAUUUUAUACUUGUAAUUGUUGGACCAAAUUAGGGAUGUAUCUCAAAAUGAACAAAAUUCUUCACGUGGAUACAGUAAUUAAGGUAAAUUCAAACAAAAUGUAUGUAAAUUGCUACAUUGUGGAUAGAAAUGUAUUGGUGACAACACAAUUUAUCGCUUUUUAAUAUUUGCUUACUCAAAUUAUUUAUUAUUGUUGAAAUGUGUUUUGCAAAUGACAUGUUUAGUGCACUGGUAGUUGCAUAUUUUUGAGACAAGACAAUUUUCGUCUAAUCAUCUACAGUACUUUUUGGCUUUUGGAUUUCAUACAACAUUUGUAUAGUUAUGUUUGUGUAAAUAUUUUUGUGAAAAACCUGGAUUUUAUUUUAAGUUUCAACAUUUUGUCUGUGAGAUACUGCUGGUUAUUAAUGAUUUCAUCUUAAAUUCCCCUUAAAAAGGGGGAAGAUUGUGAUGCCUGUAACAGGUUUUUUGUCAGAUCUCAAGUGAAUACAGUGUGAGAAGGAUGCUUUUUUGUCAUAAUCAUGUUUUCCAGUACAUAUUUUUUUCCAAUGUCUUAAUUUUUUAAUAUCGCUGAUUAGUACUUUUUUCACAAAUACAAGUACAGAAUGUACAUUACACUAACAUGUAAAAUAUUUAAUUUAUACUUAAAUGAAUGUCUUGCAUCCAUCUCGCAAAAGCCUAUUAAGUUUAAAAUGCUGUUUUAGUGAACUUCUCUGUAUCAUAGUGAUGUACUCGGCAGUUUUGAAAGGAAAAUUAUUAUUCGACUGAAAGGGCUAAAAGUUUUCUUUUUUUAAAAAAAAUAUAUGAAAAGCGUGUGGCUCAUUUUUGUGACCAGGUAGAGCUGUAAACUUAAUUUAAAAAAAAAAGUUUUUGUACAACUAAAUGUUACAUAUUUGUAUACAUAAUUUUAUAGUAUUAAAUGUCAAAUGUGAUUAUAACAA